Panthera uncia (snow leopard) is the source of this 6037-nucleotide messenger RNA. It is a transcript of the gene NUP155, whose product is annotated as nucleoporin 155. Lineage: Eukaryota; Metazoa; Chordata; Mammalia; Carnivora; Felidae. Bases 433 to 4608 code for a protein of 1391 amino acids. Gene Ontology annotation, cellular component: nuclear pore; nuclear pore inner ring. Gene Ontology annotation, molecular function: structural constituent of nuclear pore. The record is from RefSeq and is a predicted model, not a curated record. The transcript has 35 exons. Gene Ontology annotation, biological process: protein localization to nuclear inner membrane; protein import into nucleus; RNA export from nucleus.
CUGCCACGCACUACCCAGCUCCCACUUACCCGAUACCCGCUCCCUUCCCCCUUCCCACCCCUCCCAGCCUUGUCCUUUCCCAGCCCUUUCCCUUUCCCCUCCUUUCCUUCCUUCCCCAUACAACCUAGACGAAUUUCCUACUCCCCAACCUGCCAAACCUCCAGCGACGCCCAGGGAAGUGCCCGCUCCACCCCACCCCCCACUCGCUCCGCCCCUAACGUCCAGCCCUUUCAACUUCUUCCUCUGGGAGUCUGCAAAACACAGCCUUCAAAUUCCCCUCCCGACGAACCGGAAGUGCGUCAUGCAUAGGCGCCGAGGCGCUCGUUUGGCGCGCGCGCCCUAAGCUGCGGGUCUGAGUUAGGGUCUUGGGUUUUCUCUCCUUUCUCCUUGGUUCUUGUCUAUUUCCGGACGCUGGUGUCUCCGAACUUCGACAUGCCGUCUUCUUUACUGGGCUCGGCGAUGCCGGCCUCCACGUCGGCCUCAGCCCUGCAGGAAGCUCUGGAAAAUGCAGGGCGGCUCAUCGACCGUCAGUUGCAAGAAGACCGCAUGUACCCGGACCUUUCCGAGCUUCUCAUGGUGUCUGCCCCAAAUAAUCCCACUGUUUCCGGCAUGUCAGAUAUGGAUUAUCCUCUACAAGGACCUGGUUUGCUGUCAGUACCCAACCUUCCAGAGAUCAGUUCCAUCCGAAGGGUUCCUCUCCCACCUGAACUUGUUGAACAGUUUGGACAUAUGCAGUGUAACUGCAUGAUGGGUGUGUUCCCUCCUAUCAGCAGAGCUUGGCUCACAAUUGACAGUGACAUAUUCAUGUGGAACUAUGAAGAUGGAGGAGACCUUGCCUAUUUUGAUGGACUUAGUGAGACUAUUCUUGCUGUGGGGCUUGUGAAACCAAAAGCUGGCAUCUUUCAACCUCAUGUACGGCACCUGCUGGUUUUGGCAACCCCUGUGGAUAUAGUGAUUCUUGGACUUAGCUAUGCUAAUUUACAAACAGGUUCUGGAGUUCUUAAUGACAGUAUGUGUGGUGGAAUGCAGUUGCUUCCAGAUCCCUUAUAUUCUCUUCCCACUGAUAAUACUUACCUUUUAACAAUAACUUCCACUGAUAAUGGCAGAAUUUUCUUGGCUGGAAAGGACGGCUGUUUAUAUGAAGUAGCAUACCAAGCAGAAGCAGGUUGGUUUAGCCAAAGAUGUAGGAAAAUAAACCACUCAAAGAGUGCACUUUCUUUCCUUGUUCCUUCAUUGCUACAAUUUACAUUCUCAGAAGAUGAUCCUAUUCUUCAAAUUGCAAUUGAUAAUUCUAGAAAUAUUUUAUAUACACGAUCUGAGAAAGGAGUAAUACAGGUUUAUGAUUUGGGCCACGAUGGACAAGGAAUGAGCAGAGUUGCCUCAGUUUCGCAGAAUUCUAUUGUCUCUGCUGCUGGAAACAUUGCUAGGACCAUAGAUCGUUCUGUUUUUAAGCCAAUUGUUCAAAUAGCAGUGAUUGAAAAUUCUGAAUCGCUGGAUUGUCAGUUAUUGGCAGUCACACAUGCAGGUGUAAGGUUAUAUUUCAGCACUUGUCCAUUCAGACAGCCAUUAGCACGACCUAACACAUUGACACUGGUUCACGUUCGCUUACCUCCUGGAUUCUCAGCAUCUUCAACAGUGGAAAAACCUUCAAAAGUACAUAAAGCACUUUACAGUAAAGGUAUUCUACUGAUGGCAGCCUCAGAAAAUGAAGAUAAUGACAUUUUGUGGUGUGUUAACCAUGAUACAUUUCCUUUCCAAAAGCCAAUGAUGGAAACCCAGAUGACAACCCGUGUUGAUGGUCAUUCAUGGGCUCUCUCUGCAAUAGAUGAAUUGAAAGUAGAUAAAAUUAUUACACCCUUAAAUAAGGAUCAUAUUCCCAUAACUGACUCACCAGUUGUGGUACAGCAGCACAUGUUGCCUCCAAAGAAAUUUGUUCUCCUCUCAGCACAGGGGAGUCUUAUGUUUCAUAAACUUAGACCUGUAGAUCAACUGCGGCAUCUACUUGUGAGUAACGUGGGUGGAGAUGGAGAAGAAAUUGAAAGGUUCUUUAAAUUACAUCAGGAAGACCAGGCUUGUGCAACUUGCCUUAUCCUUGCUUGUUCCACUGCUGCUUGUGACAGAGAAGUAUCUGCAUGGGCUACUCGGGCUUUCUUCAGGUAUGGUGGUGAAGCACAGAUGAGAUUUCCAACCACUCUCCCUGCUCCAAGUAACGUGGGUCCCAUCUUAGGGUCUCCUGUCUAUGCUAGUUCUCCUAUUCCUAGUACUAGUUCAUACCCAAAUCCAACAUUUCUGGGAACACCAUCUCAAGGUGUACACCCUCCUGCCAUGUCAACACCAGUGUGUGCUUCAGGAAAUCCAGCAACUCAGGCCGCAAGUAUGACUUGUAUGGCUGCACCAGAGAUCGUGUACUCUGGAAAACACAAUGGUAUUUGCAUCUACUUUUCUCGAAUCAUGGGAAAUAUCUGGGAUGCUAGUUUAGUUGUGGAGAGAGUAUUCAAGAGUGGCAGCAGAGAGAUCACCGCAAUUGAAAGUAGCGUUCCCUCCCAGCUGCUGGAGUCAGUGCUACAAGAACUAAAAGGUUUGCAAGAAUUUCUAGACAGAAACUCCCAAUUUGCAGGAGGACCAUUAGGAAAUCCAAAUACAACUGCCAAAGUGCAGCAGAGGCUGAUAGGAUUCAUGCGUCCUGAAAAUGGAAAUACCCAGCAAAUGCAGCAGGAGCUGCAGAGGAAGUUUCAUGAGGCUCAGCUGAGUGAAAAGGUUUCACUUCAGGCAAUCCAGCAGUUGGUUCGAAAAUCAUACCAGGCUCUGGCUUUAUGGAAACUUCUUUGUGAACAUCAGUUCACUGUCAUUGUAGGAGAACUUCAGAAGGAAUUUCAGGAGCAACUGAAAAUCACCACAUUUAAAGAUCUGGUCAUCAGGGACAAGGAACUGACUGGGGCAUUAAUUGCUUCUCUUAUCAACUGCUACAUCAGAGAUAAUGCUGCUGUUGAUGGCAUUAGCUUACACUUACAGGACAUCUGCCCCCUUCUGUAUAGCACUGAUGACGCAGUUUGCUCUAAGGCAAAUGAACUUCUGCAGCGUUCCCGACAAGUUCAAAAUAAGAUUGAAAAGGAAAGAAUGUUAAGGGAAUCCUUAAAGGAAUAUCAAAAAAUCAGCAAUCAAGUGGACCUUUCCAAUGUUUGUGCUCAGUAUAGACAAGUCCGUUUUUAUGAGGGUGUGGUGGAGCUCUCUCUUACUGCUGCAGAAAAAAAAGAUCCUCAGGGUCUUGGACUUCAUUUCUAUAAACAUGGAGAACCAGAAGAAGACCUUGUGGGCCUGCAGGCUUUCCAAGAAAGAUUAAACAGUUACAAGUGUAUUACAGACACGCUUCAAGAACUGGUAAAUCAAAGUAAGGCUGCUCCUCAGUCUCCCAGUGUACCCAAAAAACCUGGGCCUCCAGUACUGUCAUCUGACCCCAAUAUGCUGAGUAAUGAAGAAGCAGGACAUCAUUUUGAACAAAUGCUUAAACUGUCUCAACGAUCCAAAGAUGAGCUCUUUAGUAUCGCCCUUUAUAAUUGGCUAAUACAAGCUGAUCUUGCAGAUAAGCUAUUGCAGAUUGCUUCUCCAUUUCUGGAGCCACAUCUAGUCCGAAUGGCCAAAGUUGAUCAAAACAAAGUUCGUUAUAUGGAUUUACUGUGGAGAUAUUAUGAAAAGAACAGAAGCUUUAGUAAUGCUGCUCGUGUACUGUCCAAAUUGGCUGACAUGCAUAGCACAGAAAUUUCACUUCAGCAGCGACUAGAGUACAUUGCUCGAGCCAUUCUUAGUGCCAAAAGUUCCACUGCCAUUUCAUCAAUAGCCGCAGAUGGUGAAUUCCUUCAUGAAUUAGAAGAAAAAAUGGAAGUUGCUAGGAUCCAACUUCAGAUACAAGAGACACUACAAAGGCAAUAUUCCCAUCAUUCUUCAGUACAGGAUGCAAUUUCUCAGCUGGAUUCCGAACUAAUGGACAUAACUAAGCUUUAUGGGGAAUUUGCUGACCCGUUUAAACUUGCAGAGUGUAAGCUUGCAAUAAUUCAUUGUGCUGGUUAUUCAGACCCUAUAUUGGUGCAGACACUUUGGCAAGAUAUCAUAGAGAAAGAAUUGAAUGAAAGUGUGACGUUGAGCUCCUCGGAUAGAAUGCAUGCUCUUAGUCUCAAGGUUGUGCUCCUUGGCAAAAUUUAUGCUGGCACACCUCGCUUCUUUCCUUUAGAUUUUAUUGUGCAGUUUUUAGAACAGCAAGUUUGUACUUUGAACUGGGAUGUAGGUUUUGUAAUACAGACAAUGAAUGAAAUUGGAGUGCCAUUACCUAGGCUACUGGAAGUAUAUGAUCACUUGUUCAAGUCACGGGAUCCAUUCUGGAACAGAAUGAAGAAGCCACUGCACCUUUUGGAUUGCAUACAUGUGCUAUUGGCAAGAUAUGUUGAGAAUCCUAGCCAAGUUUUAAAUUGUGAGAGGAGAAGAUUUACAAAUCUGUCCCUGGAUGCUAUCUGUGGUUAUCUGGUUGAGCUUCAGUCUAUGAGCUCGUCAGUAGCAGUACAAACCAUCACAGGAAAUUUUAAAUCUCUUCAGGCUAAACUCGAACGGCUUCAUUAAUAUUAUAAUGUAUUUUCAUCUAUGCAUUUUGAUCUGUAAAAUAAAAGCUCAGCUGGGUCCAGAUAUCAGGUGCUGUAAAUCUAAGAACAAUUUUAAUAGAAAUGUGGUUUUAAAAGUGGCUACUAUCUACAAACAGUACAUUUGCCAGAUGAAUUAUUUUUUACUCCUAUUUUGUUUUUUAAUCAGGUUAAGAAACACCUGAACUAAGAUUACCUAUGAUCUUAACACAAGAAUAAAAAAUAUUUAGAAACUCUUAUUUUUAAUUUAAUGCAGGCAGAAAUUUUGAACUUAUGCUAUUCAUUCUCAAGUUAGUCCAAGGAUAUGGAUAUCAAAACUUAAAUAGGCUAGCUGAGCAGGUCCCAUAAUACUGGAUUCUACAACAAUCCUUUUUUUUUUUUUUUUAAUGUUUAUUUAUUUUUGAGAGGGAGAAAGACAGAACAUGAGCAGAGGAGGGGCAAAGAGAGAAGGAGACACAGAAUCCAAAGCAGGCUCCAGGCUCCAGGCUCCGAGCUGUCAGCACAGAGCCCAACACAGGUCUCAAAUUCACAAACCACGAGAUCAUGACCUGAGCUGAAGUCAGACGCUUAACCGACUGAGCCACUCAGGCGCCCCUACAACAAUCCUAAUACAGGCAAAUAAACACUGUCUCUUUUUAAAAAUUAUUUAGGUUUUGGGUUCAUCUUUGGAAAGGAAAUUUCUUUCCAGCUGCUUUCUUUCCAGCUACUAAUUUUGCCACAAUUCCUAAAGAUUAAUACGUACCUGGCUGUUUCUUGAGCAGGUGGCAAAUGUGUAACAAAUGUUCUAUGCCCUAAAAACCUACACAGAGAGAUACUGUUUUCCUUUAGUGUCUACCUACCAGUCCUUGAGACUGAUUACUGACUCCAUUAAAGCAGUUGUUCUCAAAGUAUGCACCAAAUGGCCACAUAAGCAUCAUUCUGGGAAUUUGCUCCCUGUUUGAUUCCCUCUCCCUCCCCAGUCAAUAACCAUAAUAAAUGAGUUUUACCCAAGAUACGAUAUAUAAAGCAAAAAUCGUUAGGAAUAUAGUUUUUAGCCUUCAACAAAUUGGAAUAAACUUAACCAAGUGCCCCAAAGUCAUGGCAACAAGGGAGGAGAAUAGAGUGGGAAUGACCAGGACUAACAAAAAGCAGGAACAUGGACUUCUUUCUUUUCACCUUUUAUGCUAUCAAGAGUAAUCACCUUCUGCUUAUUGUCACUAAAACAUGUCUAACAAUUUUUAUAGUACAUUUUGAAAAUAUUUUUCUUAUACUUUCCCAAGAUCAUGGGUUGACCUUUUCAUAUUCUCCUAGAAUGUAGUUCCCUUUUUCCCAUAAUCUUCUAAUUCAUAAUAUUUAAUGGACUGUCAAAAUGUCAUACAUAGGUACCACUACCUCUCAUAAUCUUCAGCUUUCAGUUCCUUUAGUUUUUUUAA